AUGAAAUUUACACCAAGUAUUGUACUAGAUGCACCAGCAUAUUAUGUUAAUCAUUUUAAUGGCAAAUGUAACAGUGAUAAAUGUUUGAUAUUGAGGGAUUUGGGACUAGAAUCUGAUUCUGAAUAUAUGAACCAAAGUUUUGGGUAUAUGAAUAAACCCGUAAACAUUUUAGAUUUAACCAAUAAUAAAAUUUCUGGGUUACCAAAUUUGAAAGAACGUACAGAUAUACAUACUUUAUUAAUAGCUAGGAAUAGAGUAUCAUAUAUUGAUGGGAAAUUACUGCCGAAAAGACUAGAGAAUCUAGUGUUGGGUCAUAAUAAUAUUACUUCAUUGGAUGAAUUGAACGGCUUGAAAAGUGGUCCCAAGACUCUUACCAAUUUGUGUCUUCGAGCUAACGAUGUGUGUCAUAUGGAGGGCUAUAGAGAGUAUAUUAUUAAAUUAAUGCCACACUUACAAGUGUUAGAUUUUACAAAAGUUACUGAUAAAGAACGUAAAGCUGCCAAGUCUUUUGAGCUGCCGAAACAUAAGAAACAGAAAACUGGAGAUGCUAAACAUAAAGAACCUUAUGAUGAAUCUGUGGAAUUAAUAAAUAUGGUGGUUAAAAAAAUGACAAAAGAGGAAAGAGAAGAUUUAAAGAAACAAUUAGCUAAUGCUACUACCCUUGAUGAAAUUCUCAGAUUGGAAAAAUUAUUAUCUGGUGGUGUAGAAUAA
Messenger RNA from Vanderwaltozyma polyspora DSM 70294, 711 nucleotides. RefSeq names its product U2 snRNP complex subunit LEA1 (gene LEA1). The transcript has a single exon. Lineage: Eukaryota; Fungi; Ascomycota; Saccharomycetes; Saccharomycetales; Saccharomycetaceae. The record is from RefSeq and is a predicted model, not a curated record. Gene Ontology annotation, cellular component: U2 snRNP. Gene Ontology annotation, biological process: mRNA splicing, via spliceosome. Bases 1 to 711 code for a protein of 236 amino acids. Gene Ontology annotation, molecular function: U2 snRNA binding; protein binding.